This is a messenger RNA of Salvelinus fontinalis (brook trout), 5440 nucleotides long. RefSeq names its product tescalcin b (gene tescb). The record is from RefSeq and is a predicted model, not a curated record. Gene Ontology annotation, molecular function: calcium ion binding. The transcript is spliced from 8 exons. Bases 301 to 951 code for a protein of 216 amino acids. NCBI's taxonomy places the organism in Eukaryota, Metazoa, Chordata, Actinopteri, Salmoniformes, Salmonidae.
AUCACAGGAACCUAAAUAAUGCACUGUUGAAGAAAGUGUUGUGUCGUUGGAUAGCCAAGUUGCGGAAGUGCGCGCUCAGCAGAGGCUGGCAGCUUGAAAUGCAUUUACAUUAGGACCUUGCAGCCUACAGUACAUCUCGACCUGUAACAUGAUUUGUUUUUGGGGAUAUGAUAAUGAAAUAAUAUCUGUUCCACUGAACUGACACCGUUUCGAGUUCAGUAUCCUACCUGCGUUGUCUUGAGCGAGACCAAUCGUUAUUUUCAUGCGUCUGGAUUGGUCGCCUGGCGUGUUUACAGAGUUAUGGGUGCAUUACAGUCGUUACCUGAUGAAUUCGAAUGCAAAGAUCUAUCAGAGAAGACCGGCUUUUCCUUCGAGCAGAUUGGAAUCCUGCAUAAAAGAUUCAAGCAGUUGAGCCACAAUGAAGACACGCUGAGACGAGAUGACCUCAACACAAUUCCAGACCUGUCAUGCAAUCCGAUCCGAACCCAAAUUAUAGAGGCCUUCUUUGACAAAAGAAACUUCCAUCAGAAUGGUGAGGGGACUGUCCAGGAGAUCAGCUUUGAGGAGUUCCUGGUGGUCAUGUCCCACUUCAGACCUCCAGCACUGGACAUGACAGAGGAACAGAGAGAGAUUAUCAGGAGGGAAAAACUCCGCUUCCUGUUUAACAUGCACGACACAGACAAUGAUGGAACAAUCACUCUGGAGGAGUACCGACAUGUAGUGGAGGAGCUGCUGUCUCGGAGUGGAGCCCUGGGGAAGGAAACGGCUAAAGGCAUAGCAGACGCUGCCAUGCUGGAGGUAGCCAGUAUCUCCAUGGGUCACAUGGAACCAGAUGAGUUUUACGAGGGGAUCACUUUUGAACAUUUCCUAAAGAUACUGAAAGAUAUUGAGAUCGAGACAAGAAUGAACAUUCGCUUUUUGAAUGUGGACACGACGAACCUGUGCAAGUGAGGAUUUUCCACCUUUUUUAUUACUAUGCAGCACCAGCACUCUUUUAUGGUAUUUUAUUUAGUGGCCAGUUAGGGCACACUUUAAGCAGUGACGUGUGGUUGGUGUCUGGGUAAGCACUGGCUGUUAUCAAAGCCAGAUUUACUCACAAAUAAACCUUCAUGAAGCCCAAGUUCACCAUACAACAGAUAGCUCCAACAACCAGAAUGACACAGGCUAUUAACCAAAAUUGACAACAAUGUUCACCAAAUGUGACCAACCGGCUCGAUUCGGUCUUAUGUAUCAAAAUUUGAAAUGGUGUUUUUUACAUUGGAUAAAAGUAGAGACUCAGAGAUCUAGAAAAUGGUGUAUCAUACACUACAGUUGAGGAACCAUGGGAAAGUAAUUCUGCUUAGAACGUUGAUAAACUUAUAACCCCACAUUUGAGAAAAUGUCCCUUGAAUGUUUUGGUACACCUACUGGAGAGCUCAUCUUUGUCUACACCAAAUCAGAAUCGUUCACACCCUCUUAAGCCUUAGCCCCACCCAUCUAUUUAAGGAUUCACAUGUGAGGCCAUGUGCUAUGCAGAGUGCGUACUGUAGUGUACUAAACAACCAAAGCUUUCAAGCCUUAAGGCUGGUUUACACUACGUCUAGCGUCAUGUCUGUAGACAGUUGUCGCAGUAACAUCAUGGACAUUCUAUUGUCGUCUGACAACAAACUUGUCGUUGUUGUUCUGAAAAAGUAUAAACACAAAACUGACAGACUGCAUGUAAUCAGCAGCCUGGUUGUCCAAAAUAGCAUAACUGGUGUAUUUUAACACCAAUAAAUCCAUCCGUUUAAAAAUGUAUUUAGUAUGUGUCAAUCUAGCAAACUAGGCAACUUAAACCAACCAACUUUCUAAACUAUGUUGUGGUUCAUUUCUUGCUUGUUAGCCAGCUAUCUAAUUUUGAGUUAGCUGGCUAGCCAGUUCAAAUAAUGACCAUAUCAUAUUGCUGACAAUGUCUUUACUUUAACUAAUUUAUAUUAUUUUAUUACAGGAAAAUAAACUCACAACAAACACACACUUUAUCAAAUAAAAUCAAAGUUUACUUGUCACAUGCACAGGAUACAGAAGGUGUAAACGGUACAGUGAAAUGAUUGCUUAUAGUGGAGUGUUUUGUUUAGACAUGUAGCUAGCUAGUUAAACAAUAAACCAUAAUCCCAACUCAUAACGUUACUACCCUGCAUGAAUCUGCAGGUAGCUAAAAACUAGCCAACUAGGUUCAAUAUUAGCUAGCUCACUAACAUUAGGCUAUAACUAGCAAUGCAAAUGGCUCUUAGAUACAAAUACUAUUACUACACAGAUCAUACACGUAACGUAAGCUAGCGAGCCAGCCAGCUAACGUUAGCUAGCUAGCUAACAGUACGCUUUAACUUGCAAUGAAAAUUACUUUCUGACAAAAUUAGAAACAGUUAAUUUCUGAAAAUGUAGCUAGCUAGAUUCUCUGACCCGUGUACAUGGAUGAAUGCUUCUCCCUCUCACGGAUACCAUAGUUUCUCUUAGUUUGAAGAUGUAAUCCGGAGACUGGUGUUUUAUACAACAGCCUAGAUAGAACAGUGUGUUCUAUUUUUGACUCACUCCACAAAUUUGCUAUCAAACGCCAGAAUUUUCUCCAUCUCCUUAGCUAUCAUACUCUGCUUUCACCGGACAUUCCACUGAUUUCAAAACGUGGUCCUCCAGAAAGUGGAGCGCAUUAACAACACUUUUGUAGUUCUUCGUGAUAUCUUAAAAAAAAAGCUGCGUUAGAAAGGAUUACCUACACAUACUGAGCAGCUUAUGUUAUAGACAGAUGGCAGAACAAUCUGAACUCAUCUCUUGGCAUGUCCAGUCCAUCCAUUAUGUCAGCCAAUCCUGGCUAGCGGGAAGGUUCCUGUCUUUUUCCGUGGCUAAACCAACUAAGCUCGUAAUUUAACAAUUGUAUUCGUAUUUACAGAUGAAAGGCACAUGAAAUUUCACAUGUCCCAGAAGGCAUUUCUGCCCAAAAACACAUUUUGAUUUUAAAAAUGUUUACAUUUUCACAAGUAGUGAUGCACAACAUAUGCCUAGAUAACUGAAACGAGUCACAAAUGUAAAUACCUAUGUAGCCAAGGUACGAUUGCGACAUAUUUCAUAUCAUCUUACAAAAUGAUGCACUGCUCAACUCAGCAAUAAACAAAUCUAGCAUCCACAAUUACAACUGGUAGGUGGCACUAAAAGACUAAUAUAUGGACACAUUUCAUCCGAAUAAUUUGCAACACUAACUCCAUAGCCUUUCACAGUGGAUUUACAAUUCUUCCAAUGCGCUUCUCGCGUAAACACACACACACACAUAAUAAUAUUAGCAUGGGAAAUAUUAUUACACACACACGUAUAUAAUAAAUAAGGUUCUAACAAAAUGUUCAUAUCAACAAUCGAAAUUACUGAAAAAUGCAUUCAAACGGUCGUGUGGGAUACACAUCUCCAAGGCCUCCUUCAGUUCCAUUUUCACAUUGACUCAAGAAGUAAUUCCCAUUCCCAAUACGUCCACAAAGCUAAAGCAAAUGUCCAAGAUGUCUAAAAGUCGGGGUAAAAUGUCUUAAUUGGUAAUGAUGUUUCAAACAAUUGGACAGCCCAGUACUCACUUUUCACCUGCCUGACACAUGACACCUGUCAUGCCACGUCUUGUAGAGAUCCUGUAUGCUGCCUCUCUAUGGUCUUAACUUUAAUUUUAGUUGACAUUCCACUCUUUGAACCCUCUAAACAGUGCGUUCCAUUAUGUCAACUUGGAAAAUUGUUUGAGGUGCAGUAUAGUGUCAAUUUGUCAGGUUAUAUUUUCUAAGUAGCUAGCUUUGUUCAGUUCAAGCGGUGCAAGUGUGAAAUCAUGUAGACAUGUCCAAAUAUGCACAGUUUACCCCAGACAAUACCCACACAACAUGUUUAGGCAAUACGCAUGCCUACAUGAAAUCGGCUCAAUACAACACAUGAAGAUACUUCAAGCCAGGCAAAGCAGCGAUGCCUAAGCUGACCCUGUCUAUUAACAGUGACUGGAGUCAGGAACGGCCGCAGUGUCAACGAUUUGAAUGGCUGGAAAGGAAGGCAUGAAUACCCUAGCGCCUUUCCUGAGGUUUUGCAUAAAAAAAACACCAGAUUCACUGAGAAAAAACAUGAACAAAAAAAUUAUGAAAAUGUUUUAUACCAUUUGCUUUUUUUUUUUGGCUUACAUAACAGCUUUUUUUAUUACAUUAUCACAGGGUCAACCGGGCCUAGCCUGACUGCACGUCACUGACUAAGUACACUGACAAACUAUUAGAAAGCUCUGUUUAUGGUUUGGUUUUGGGUUGUUAUGAGCUUUUGAUCAGGGGAAGGUUUAAGCUUCUACUGUCUAGUAGCUGCUGACACUGUUAUGUUUUACAAAUGGACUGCAUUGAAAAUAUGAAUAUGAGUAACUAUGCAAAUAUACACAGAUUAACAGUUGCUAUGUUAUGAAUUUAGCAUGCAGUUUUGAUGACAUCCUGUAUCUGUCACAACAUACUGUUUUAUGCAAGAAUAUGAACAAUGCACUAAAUGUUAUCAAUCAAUAAUCAAUUCAAUAGCAAAGCAAUAAACCAGUAAUACUAUCGCAAUAAAGCAAUAGCCAAUCAUGCAGCGCUAUGAUUAAAGUGCAUGCAAUUCAUCUCCUAUUAUACUGUAUCUAUGGCACUGUGUGGAAUGAGCUAAAAAAAACGUGCACAAGGAAAACCAAGAGCAUGCGUCUUCUAUCUAUACCAUCCUGCACACCAAAAUUGUUGUGCUGCCACUGCCAUCGAUUUGGAAUCAAAAGUUAGAUUUCCUUGUGCAUUAACAAGUUACUGACCAAUAGAAACAAAGUACUUAUUGCCGUUGCGAUGUUUGACUGACCAGCCUAGCAUACUGGUACUGGUAUACAGCCUAGCAUACUGGUACUGGUAUACAGUCUAGCAUACUGGUACUGGUAUACAGCCUAGCAUACUGGUACUGGUAUACAGCCUAGCAUACUGGUACUGGUAUACAGUAUAGCAUACUGGUACUGGUAUACAGCCUAGCAUACUGGUACUGGUAUACAGCCUAGCAUACUGGUACUGGUAUACAGCCUAGCAUACUGGUACUGGUAUACAGCCUAGCAUACUGGUACUGGUAUACAGCCUAGCAUACUGGUACUGGUAUACAGCCUAGCAUACUGGUACUGGUAUACAGUCUAGCAUACUGGUACUGGUAUACAGCCUAGCAUACUGGUACUGGUAUACAGCCUAGCAUACUGGUACUGGUAUACAGCCUAGCAUACUGGUACUGGUAUACAGCCUAGCAUACUGGUACUGGUAUACAGUCUAGCAUACUGGUACUGGUAUACAGCCUAGCAUACUGGUACUGGUAUACAGCCUAGCAUACUGGUACUGGUAUACAGUAUAGCAUACUGGUACUGGUAUACAGCCUAGCAUACUGGUACUGGUAUACAGCCUAGCAUACUGGUACUGGUAUACAGCCUAGCAUACUGGUA